AUGGACUCUGAGCGUGAAAACCCUGGCGUAUCGCCGACAUCAGAAGUGGGAUCACAGCCCCAAGACUCUUCAGGGCCUCCAGAUGGGACGACCUUCACUAUGGAACAAGUGAUGGGUCUCCUAACCUCCAUAACGAAAACUGCCGCGACAAGCGCUGCGAGAGUGACGUUAUCCACGGAGACUGCAUCUUUACGGCGGCACCAUGACUUUUAUCUACCGCCGUUCAACCCUGAUGAGAGAUCACACGACAUCAGAGACUGGUGUGCUAACGUGGACGAGACCAUUACGAAGUUGAAUAUUUCACCCCAUGAAGCUCGAAUGAAGGCCAUCUUGCAAUUGAGAGGACGAGCAAAGACAUGGGCCGACACCUGGUCACUGCAUUCAACCACAUGGGAACAAGUAAAGGAAGAGCUGACUCAUACGUUUGGCAACCAGUUCCGGUACGCGGACGACGGGCAGAAAUGGCGCAGCUACACUUCCGACCAAGCGAGCAGCUACGCUGAAUAUGCUACAACGGCUUGGACGCUCUUCAGGAGGGUUCGACCAGAAGCUGCCGAUACCGAGGUUGUGGAGGCACUAAUCACAGGUAUUUUUCCUGAAUUUAUUCGUUCUGAGUUGUUGAGAAAUACCCCCAAUUCGUUUCCCAAAUUAGUAUCGGUUCUAAAAACAUUCCGAAAACGUAAAAUUGAAAAUAGAGAGAGUAAAUAUAAUGAUGUUAAGAAACCACGUGUUACGGGACCUUCAAAGGAACAAGUCGUAUGUUUUAGUUGCAAUAAGCCAGGUCAUUUCUCACGAGACUGCAAAAAUCCCUCCAAAAAUAACCCUGUUAUGUCACAAUCAAAUAAUAAUUUCAAUUCCCGUGGCAGUUCUAAUAACGUUAAGGUUAUCGAGUGCGAAUACUGUCUUCGUAAGGGCCACUUAGAGAAAAAUUGUUACCGCCGUCAAAGUGACGAACGCAAUGCCUCAAAUAAAACGAUUAACUAUUGUUCAUCUAUUAAACGUAGCACUUUUAAUGUAAUAAUUGGUAACAAAAAUUAUAACUGCCUUUUUGAUACAGGAGCUGACUGUUCAUUAAUUCGAGAGAAAAUAGCCGGCUCCGUUGCCGGAAAACGUAAACAAGUUGAUGUGAAGUUUAUCGGUAUUGGGGGUCGAACAGUUAUUUCAAAACAAAGCAUUACAGCUGUAGUUGAAAUUGAUAAUGUUCGCUUAGAGCUCGAGUUUUAUGUAGUGGGUGACAAUGAAACUCAAUUUGACAUCUUAAUAGGUUUUAAUCUUUUAAAAAUACCCGGCCUUAGCGUUACCAUUAGCGAGGACAAUAUAUCUAUUAAUCGCCAAUUUUUUAUCAAUGAAUGUUUAAAUUCGACAUCCUGUUUUGAAUUAGAUACCGACCUUACUAACCCAACACAAAUUAAAGAAAUCUAUCGUAUUAUCAAUAAGUUCAAAGAUAAUUUCACAUCUGGAAAUCGCGUGUCACAGGUGAGCACCGGGGAACUAAAAAUUAGAUUAAAAAAUCCCGAUAAGAUUGUGCAACGCCGACCAUAUCGUUUGUCCCCGAUGGAACGUGAGAAAGUCCGGGAUAUUAUUAAAGACUUAAAAGAAAAUGGCAUAAUAAGAGAUAGCUCAUCACCGUUCAGCAGCCCUAUAUUAUUAGUUAAGAAAAAGGACGGCACGGACCGACUAUGCGUUGAUUUUCGAGAGUUAAAUUCAAAUACCGUUAGAGACAAUUAUCCUUUACCCCUUAUAGCAGACCAAAUUGAUAGAUUAGGCAAAGCUCGAUAUUAUAGUUGCUUAGACAUGGCCUCCGGCUUUCACGGUAUUCCUAUAGCAGAAGACUCUAUCGAGAAGACGGCAUUUGUGACGCCGGAUGGACAGUUUGAAUAUCUUCGAAUGCCAUUCGGUCUUUGCAAUGCUGCGUCGGUGUACCAACGCGCCAUAAAUGCUGCCUUGGGUGAUUAUAAACAUAAUAUUGCUUUAGUUUAUGUUGACGAUAUUUUGGUUGUAUCUGAAUCUGUGCAGCAGGGUUUGAUGAAUUUGAAUCUUGUUUUGACUAGAUUAACUCAGGCUGGAUUUUCUCUAAAUAUUUCCAAAUGUUCUUUUCUCAAAACUAAAAUUGAAUAUCUCGGUAACAUUAUUGAAAAUGGCACUGUUAAGCCAAGCCCAAGAAAAAUUCAGGCUCUUACUGACUCUUUAACACCUAAAACUAUUAAAGAAGUUAGGCAAUUUAACGGCUUAGCAGGCUAUUUCCGAAAAUUUGUACCCAAUUUCUCUAAAAUCAUGGCCCCUUUAUACAACCUUACUAAAACAAAUGUUUCUUUUAAUUGGACUGAACGUCAUGAACUUGCUCGACGAAAAAUAAUUAACAUACUCACAUCUUCCCCAGUUUUAACUAUAUUUGACCCAAAUCUGCCAACUGAGCUACAUACAGAUGCCAGCUCAAUUAGUUAUGGCGCUGUACUGAUUCAGAGAAAAGACAAAAAUCCUUUAGUAGUGGCUUAUUUUAGUAUGAGAACUUCGGAUACAGAGAGUAAAUAUCACUCGUAUGAACUAGAAACUCUUGCUGUGGUUAAGGCUAUAAAACAUUUUCGCCAUUUCCUUUAUGGCCGGUCAUUUAAAGUAGUCACAGACUGCAAUUCCUUAAAAGCUUCGAGUCACAAACGAGACUUAACUCCUAGAGCGCAUAGAUGGUGGGCCUUCUUGCAAAACUUUCAAUUUGAAAUUGAAUACCGCAAGGGUGAUAAACUUGCUCAUGCUGACUUCUUCAGUCGUAACCCAAUUAAUAAUUCUAAUGGACGUCAAUUAAAUCAGUGUUUAGAAUCUAAUAAAACAAGUUCCUUAAUUUUGACCAUUAAUACCGCUACCCUUGACCAUAACUGGCUCCUUAUAGAACAAAAGCGCGAUUCAACUCUAGCUAGUAUUGUAAAACAAUUGAAAGGUGAUCCGAUUCCCAAAAAUAUCGCAGAAACUUACGUUAUACUCCAGGACAAAUUACUGAGACGUAAAGUACAAAUUAAUAACAAGACACAUAAGUUAAUUAUAGUCCCACGUAAUUAUAGAUGGAGUCUUAUAUCCCAUUAUCAUGAUAAUCUUCAACAUUUUGGCUGGGAAAAGAUUCUUGAAAAAUUACGAGAGCAGUAUUGCUUCCCUAAUAUGACCAGGUUAGUUAGAAAAUUUGUAGAAAAUUGCGUUAUGUGUAGAGUAAGAAAAGGAGUAUCUGGCGCUGACAGGUUACUUUACAUCCCAUUAACAAAAUAG
Parnassius mnemosyne (clouded apollo) is the source of this 3252-nucleotide messenger RNA. NCBI's taxonomy places the organism in Eukaryota, Metazoa, Arthropoda, Insecta, Lepidoptera, Papilionidae. The record is from the annotation of a GenBank genome assembly.